Amoebophrya sp. A25 is the source of this 2566-nucleotide messenger RNA. Lineage: Eukaryota; Dinophyceae; Syndiniales; Amoebophryaceae. The record is from the annotation of a GenBank genome assembly.
GACCACCUUGUCGAGAGUGUAUAUCGAAGACUGUGCCACAGUGGCAUUUCGAGUCUUCUUGUGGCGGCGACUGACGCCAACAGGUUCUUGAUGUCGCUUCAGCAGAUAAAUUUCCUUUGUGAUUUGAAUGUUGCUUCACCUCUAAGUGAAGAAUCUUCACGAACACAUCGCAUGAAUGAUGCUUUUUUAUCCUCCUUUAGUUUGUCUUUUAUGCAGCGACUCACAAACAAGCCUCAUAGCGUGCUACAGGUACAGAAAGACAUAUCGAUAUCGAGUAGAGCAUCAUCAAUACCUACGAGAGAUGUUGACCAAUCAAAAAAGACGAGCAUAAGUAGCAUAUCAGAUGAAUCUGUCUCUGCGAUCUCAAAUCAAGUUCGUCGCACUUUGAUCGCACUACUAGGUAAGCGCCGCGUCGUUAGCGACGUAUGUCUAGCGCACGGCGGCGAACAAGAAAGAGACUUAUCUUCUAGUACAACGAAUUUCAGUUUUCCCAAGUUUUCAGUCGCCUUCCUUCUAGAUCUAAAUGGCAGAACCGAUAUGAAUCUAUUGACGCAUAAGCGAGGAGGUAUUUGAAUUACGAGUCUUGGACGAGUUGUCGCGAUCGAAGUGGUCUUUGGCUGAAAUAGAUCGCUUGUGAUUGUGUUCACCUUCGAUGACAAAUGGCAUUUCUACGGACGAAGAACCAAAAAAACGACUACGCAAGAACUCCUAGAACGAGAACGCGCAGAACAACAAAUCAAAAAUACAUCCAAAACUGGCAAAAGGACACGACGAGAGUCAAGAGAGAACUUCAUGUUGAUCGUGCAGGAUUCAAUUAUAAAUUGCAGCUGCUAUUGCUACUUCGCUUUUUCCAGAGUAAACACUCACAUAGGUAGCAAGCAACUACAUUUAAAAAGAACAACCAUGGCACCUUCCGCUUCUGCUCCGAUCGCAGCCAUCAACAAGAUGCUCGCCGGCCAGGACAUGGAUAUUAUGCAGCUUGGCCCGAUAAUAGCAGCAUUCGUUGCUGUGGUAGCUACUUUUUUGUUCUGGUUUCAGACCCAAAGAGGUGGAAAAGUCCUGAUCCGAAAGAAGAUCGGGUUGCAAAUCUCACACAUCGAAGAACUAUCCGAAGACACCAAGCAAAUCCGUUUGGCGUUUCCGAGGAGUCGAAUGCAUCUUGGAUUGCCAGUGGGAAAGCAUUUCAAGGUACUUUUUACUUGAACCUGGUUUUUUGCAGAAUCGUCGUUUGAAAAAUCAGCUGCGAACAUCUUCCUUCUAUCCCCUUAUGUAGCACUUUCAGUUCCAAUUAAUUUCGCAUUGACUGGAACUAGUACAAAUUUCAGAACAUAAUUUUUAUUUUGACAUUCAUGUACAUGUUCAUCUGCUUCUUGUUGAGUCCAGAUCAUUAUUCUUAUCACUCACUCGCACUCAGAUUAUCCUUAUCACUCACUCGCACUCGUCCAUAUCUAUUCCACCCUUUCAACCUACAGAUCUUCGCCCCCAACCCGGGAAAAGGGCAAGACACAUGGAACGGCCGCGAAGACCCAGAGUCUAAGAAGGCUGACAUCGAACGCGCUUACACACCAGUGACAGGCGAUGAAACUCUCGGCUAUGUUGAUCUGGUAGUCAAGAUGUACCGAAAAGGCGACGUGAAAAUGCCAGAUGGUAAGACGAUGACAUGGGCAGACGGAGGCAAAAUGAGCGGAUGCUUCUUGGACAAAAAGAAAGUGGGAGACUACAUCACGAUAGACGGACCCUUUGGCCUCUUGAACUACUUGGGAAGAGGGGAGUUCAAGCUGCCGAGUGUUUCAGGUACUACUAUUCUUUGUAGACUGCCUCACUAUCGAGGUGACGUCGAAUCAAUCUACUGGCAUUUCUUCUGCUCCUUCUGAUACGACCAGUUCUAGUUCACUCUUACCUCCCCCUCACCAACCAAACAGGUACGCGCAAGUACCAGCACGUCGCCAUGAUGGCAGGCGGUUCGGGACUCACACCUAUGCUGCAGGUUAUUCAAGCAAGUCUCCGAGAUCCGGCUGAUAAGACAACUUUUUCCCUACUCUACGCAAACAAGACGGAGUCCGAUAUCCUAUGCAGGGACUUGCUAGAUGCAUGUGUGAAGCAAGGCAAAGGCAGGGUGAGAGUGCAAUACACCUUGGACUUUCCGCCAGCGGGAUGGGACGGCGAGAAGGUAUUGUUUGACACACUGUAUAGAAUGAAUGAACUACUACUUACAAUUUUGAAUAUGCACCUUCUAGUUUGCAUCUAGUUUAUUGAUCAUGUAUGUUGAAUGAACUACAGAAUUAGAUUUUGAAUUUGCACUCUGUAUAGAAUGAAUGAACUACUACAAUUUUGAAUGUGCACCUUCUACACGCAAGUGAAAUCUUGAUUUUUGUUGGUUCUCUACUCACUUAAUGUCCUUCCAAUCCAGGGCUUCAUCACCCAAGAGAUGAUUACGCGAAAUUUGCCAGCCAAGGAGAAAAGCCCCUUGGUUCUCCUGUGCGGUCCCCCACCAAUGGUCAAGUUUGCGUGUCAGAACAACCUGGAGGCUUUGGGAUACGAUAAGAAGGACAUUGCGAACUUCUAG